CUUGUCGUGCGUCGUCGUCGCUAGCGAAUCGCGCGCGUUUUUGUAGCGUUUUAUUGUCAGUGUGUGUGCUUACAACUGCUGACGCAAGUGUUAAUUUUAACUGAAUAUUUCGAUAUAAUUCGAUUGCGUUUGGAUUGCAUCACGGCACCAGAAUGAAGAUGCAACUUCGACUAUUGUGCCUCGUUCUCGGCGCUCUGGCCGUCCAUGGCUACAGUCCAUAUUCAGGAGAUAGACAUCUGCAGGAUCUGAGCAAUGACGUUCAUCCGGGUUAUGACUAUCCCCAACCGAAAGUGCCCUUUUCGGAUGGAUACUCCUAUCCACGCCCGUCGGUACCAUUCCCACCUGCUCCACCGCCAAGUCGAGGAUAUGAUUACCCCAAGCCGGCUGUACCCUUUCCACCGCCAACAAGUGCACCAUUGCCAAAGGUAGUUCCUACCUCCGGAUAUUCCUAUCCACGUCCAGCGGUACCUUUUCCACCGCAGCAACCGAAGUACAUUCCGCCGCCGCAGCAGGUCAUUCCAGCUCAACCGAAGUAUCUGCCCCCAGUGCAGCCAAGCAAGGGUUAUGAUUAUCCCAAGCCAGCUAUACCAUUCCCAGCACCGUCCUUGCCUCCAGUUGUGAAGCCAACUCCACCGCCACAACCUAGGCCAAGUGGAUACGAUUAUCCGAAGCCUGUCAUUCCAUUCCCACCUCCUGUAAAGCCAACAAACCCACCUCAACCCAAAUAUCUGCCGCCUGUGAAGCCUACAAGUCCACCUCAGCCUAAGUAUCUACCACCCAGUCCUCCUCAGCCAAAAGGAUAUGAUUAUCCCAAGCCAUCAGUUCCAUUCCCACCUCCAAUUGUACCGAAGAUCCAACCUCAGCCACAAUACCUGCCACCUGUGAAGCCUACAAGCCCACCUCAACCUAAGUAUCUACCACCUGUUAUUCCCACCAACCCACCGCAGCCUAAGGGAUAUGAUUAUCCGAAGCCCUCUGUACCAUUCCCACCACCGGUUGCGCCGAAGAUUUCACCUCAACCACAGUACUUGCCUCCUCCAAAGCCUACAAACCCAGCACAGCCUAAAGGAUAUGAUUACCCUAAGCCAGCAAUACCAUUCCCAGCUCCUGUGAAACCAACAAAUCCACCUCAGCCACAAUACUUGCCUCCUGUGAAGCCAACAAGCCCACCUCAGCCUAAAUAUUUACCCCCCGUACAGCCAACAAUUCCACCUAAGCCCAAAGGAUAUGAUUACCCAAAGCCAUCAGUCCCAUACCCACCCCCAGUUGUACCGAAGAUCCAACCACAACCUCAAUACUUGCCUCCUGUUAAGCCCACAAGCCCACCCCAACCCAAAUAUCUACCUCCUCCACAGCCCAAACAUCAAGGAUAUGAUUAUCCCAAGCCAGCCGUACCAUUCCCACCUCCAACCAAUCCACCACAGCCCAAAUACUUGCCUCCAGUGAGACCAACCAGCCCACCUCAACCUAAAUACUUACCACCGGUACAGCCGACACGUGGAUAUGACUAUCCUAAGCCUGCAAUUCCAUUCCCACAUCCACCUGCUCCGACCAGUCCACCUCAACCAAAGGGAUACGAUUAUCCCAAGCCAUCAAUUCCAUUCCCACAUCCGCCUGCUCCGACCAGUUACCUGCCACCUCCAGCUCCUGAGCCUAAGAGCGAUGGAUACUCGUACCCAAAGCCGGCAAUCGCCUUCAACUUCUAGGCUCAUUCCUUGCCCCUUGUCAUCACCAACUAAUUGACACGAUUGCCUCUCCGUGCCCAUAGGAACUUACGAUAUUGAAUAAUUGUAAAUUAAUUGAUAAUUAUAAAUUUAUUUAAUAUUUAAUAUAAAUGAUGUGUAACCGAGUCCACAUGUGUGGGUUCUGCAAUCGAAUUUUAGUCAUUAAAAUAUGUUUAUACAAUUUAUAAUUGCGCAAUACUGCCGAAAUAAAACGAACGAUGUGAAUUCUA
This is a messenger RNA of Drosophila innubila, 1954 nucleotides long. Its product is annotated as proline-rich extensin-like protein EPR1. The transcript has 4 exons. Bases 153 to 1706 code for a protein of 517 amino acids. The record is from RefSeq and is a predicted model, not a curated record. Lineage: Eukaryota; Metazoa; Arthropoda; Insecta; Diptera; Drosophilidae.